Messenger RNA from Esox lucius (northern pike), 2738 nucleotides. It is a transcript of the gene sugp1, whose product is annotated as SURP and G patch domain containing 1. NCBI's taxonomy places the organism in Eukaryota, Metazoa, Chordata, Actinopteri, Esociformes, Esocidae. Gene Ontology annotation, biological process: RNA processing. The coding region runs from base 149 to 2125 and encodes 658 amino acids. Gene Ontology annotation, cellular component: nucleoplasm. The record is from RefSeq and is a predicted model, not a curated record. The transcript is spliced from 14 exons. Gene Ontology annotation, molecular function: RNA binding.
UAGCAACAACAGACACAAUUUGCUGUUCUCGGGUGUGAGUUGGGGGACGGACAGGAAGCGGAAACUAGCAAAGAUUAUUAUUUUUUUUGCGUUCUUGUGCAAGCUAACUGGCUUAGCAACAACCAGCUAUAAAGGUCUAGUUGCAACCAUGGAAUCCGGAAAUACAGGAGGGAGAGGAGGCUGGAACAACAAAUUCCGGCCACCUCAGAAGAGCAGGAUGAGUGUGAACAUUCUGAGACAGGAAGAACUGAUUGCUCAGAAGAAGCGUGAGAUCGAAGCUAAGAUGGCAGAACAGGCCAAGAACAAGAGCCUUCAGACUCACAACAAGCCACAAACACGAAGUUUACCUAGUUCUCAGGGACCCUCUCCGAACAACAACAAGUAUGUGAAUGACGGUAGCUUCUUACAACAGUUUAUGAAGCUCCAGAAGGACAAACCCAGCUCUGACUCUGGCUCCAACAGUGAUGGCAAAGACCCAUCCUCAUCCACCUCCAGUCCGGCAUCGGGAGCAUCUCAGCCCCAGAAGAAGAGCAUUCUCAUUGGCAAGCGUCCUGGGUUAGGCAUCAGCAGCAUGCUCAACCAGUUUAAGAACUACUCACAGUCCAAGAAGACCUUGCUGUGUCCUCAAAGGCCUAGCAUAUUCAGCUCCCCCGACGACGAUGACGACGACGACGAGGAGGUUGACGAUUCAAGCUUCCUAGAAAUCAAAGUCUCUCCCCCAGAGGACCCAGACACGCGACUCAUCCUGGACAAGAUGGCGGCCUUUGUUGCUGAGGGAGGGCCUGAGCUGGAGAGGAAGGCCAAGGAGGACUACAAGGACAACCCUGUUUUCUCAUUCUUAUAUGAUAAGAACAGCCGGGACUAUCUCUAUUACCGAAAGAGAGUUGCUGAACUACGAACACAUAACCCAAAACCUGAGACGCCAUCACGUUCUAAAGUCUCCCCCCCAGUGGACGAGGAGACCCAGAGGGUGGCUGAGAAGCUGGCCAGGUUUGUGGCUGACGGUGGCCCCGAGGUGGAAGCCAUCGCCGCCCAGCACAAUGGGGACAACCCCGCCUUCAGUUUUCUGUAUGACCUCCAAAGCCCUGCCCACAGUUUCUACAAGGAGAAGGUUGAGGAGUAUCGUCGGGCCAAAAAUGCCCAGAACCCCAUCACCACAAUCAAACAGGAACCCGGGGUAGGAGUUAAUAGACCAGCUGCCCCUCCCCUGACAUGUCCUCCCCCUCCUCCGCCUCCUCACUACCCCCACCUGGUUGGUCAAGUGAAGCUUGAACCGGGUUUGGAGAUAAAACAGGAAGCAGCUACGCCCCCUGUUACGAAGAGGAAGAGGAAGAGCCGCUGGGGGUCAGAGGAUGACAAGGUGGACCUGCCGCUGCCACCUAUUAUCAUCCCCAAGGAGGAGGAGCCAGAGCCCAGCCCGUGUCUUUCUGCCAAUGAUCUGAGAGAUCUGGGCUAUAAGAAAGGCAAGCCUGUGGGCCUGGUGGGAGUGACUGAGCUCUCAGACGACCAGAAGAAACAGCUCAAAGAGCAACAGGAGAUGCAGGAGAUGUUCGACAUGAUUAUGAAGCACAAGCGUGCCAUGGCAGAGAUGCAGGUGAUGUGGGAGAAGGCGGUACGGGACCACUCCCACGAGUAUGACAGCGACGAGGAGGUGGACCAGGAGGCCGGCACAUGGGAGCACCGCCUCCGGCAGAUGGAGAUGGAGAAAACACGUGAAUGGGCAGAGUCACUGACUGACAUGGGAAAGGGAAAGCACUUUAUCGGUGACUUCCUACCUCCAGAAGAGCUGGAGAAGUUUAUGGAGACCUUUAAGGCACUCAAGGAGGGCCGUGAUCCUGACUACUCGGAGUAUAAAGAGUUUAAGUUGACAGUGGAGAACCUCGGUUUCCAGAUGCUCAUGAAGAUGGGUUGGAAGGAAGGCGAUGGUCUGGGCUCUGCUGGACAGGGAAUCAAGGCUCCGGUCCAUAGAGGAAUCACGGCGGUUGACGGGGCAGGGUUCGGGGUGGACCGACCCGCCGAGCUUUCAGGACAGGAUGAUGAGUAUGAUGCUUUCAGAAAGAGGAUGAUGCUAGCCUACCGCUUCAGGCCAAAUCCACUGAAUAAUCCAAGGAGACCAUACUACUGAAACUGGGAGACUUUGUUCACCUUACUUUUUGAAACCACCAACAUGGGCAUAUUAUGAUGGCACAGUUAUUCCUGUUUCUCUGUUGUGAAAACAGACUUCAGGACACUGUUAACAUAGACCCCUCUAGAUUGGGUGGAAUUGGUUGUUGACAAAUUGUUUUGGAAGGAGAAUAUUUGUCUGAUCCAAUUUAAGUUUUCCAAGAGUCAGUUGAUAUUCUUACUGAACUGCAACAUCAAAGUAUCCUAUUUAAUAAAUCUGACGGCUAGGGCUGAAUAGUAGCGUUUCAUGAUUGGAUCGUACUGUCAUGUCUCAAAACACAGUGUAACCUAUAACUUUACCUGUCCUCCCUGUAUUGUGAUAUCUGUCUUGGUUUAGAUUUACAUUUUUAAUUUCAGUUUCUUUACAUGUUCAAGAUGUUCUUUGACAAUGGCAGUAACCAAAAACAUAAUUUGACUAUUACAUGGCUGUAGUUUGUACUUUUAGUACAUGGUUUUGCUAUGUUUGCUUUACCACCGUUCCAAUAUUUUACAAUGUAAACAUCUUUCUAUAUCGUAAAGGCAAGCAACAAAUGUAAAAUGCUUCACUGCAAACAAUAAACAUAAAUUGUCUUGAA